GCUAGACGAGAAUUUGAAUAACGAAUACAUCCUUAAUCUCCGUCUUAAAGUCUGCAUGGAAAGUGGUUUUGAAUGUAACCGUGUAGUUGAAGUGUUAGAAGAAUUUAUUGUUGUGCAACAAGCGUGCGACUUUGGGGCAGCUUUUGAAAUUCCAGGAUUUUCAUUGACGAAAUGGCGACAGGAUAAUGCAAUAUUACCGGAUGACCCAAUGAGCGCGAAGGAAAGGGAUGUGUUAAUGCAGGAUUUAGGUUUAAAAGCGUUUCUUCUGGCAAAUCCAUGUGAAAUAGGAAAAAACACUUCCGCAAACACACGCAUUGAAAGCAUUUUCGAUGAACAGAAUGCCACUUGUAUAAGAACAACCAAUGGGGAGAGCUACGACUGUUGUGUUGAAUCUAAAGUACUUGGGAGGAACUUGUGGAUGAAUUUUACCCUUGAUUUAUGUAGUUAUCGCAUGGAAAUGAAUCUGGAAAACGUACAACAAAAGUAUCAUUUGCUAAAUUAUGAAUGGGGAACCAAUCACAAAGUAUCAACAAAAGGUGUCUGGCGUGCGGAAUACAUGGUGACAAACGUGCAGUCAGAACGCGUGUUUUCUUUCGACAUUUCCUUACAACAGUGUUUCGAGCCUGUCUGUACGUCACGACUGAUCGUAGCUAACGACGUACGCAUACCGUAUCCAUCCUGCCAAAAUGUGGCCAGAAAUGACACCCGUCAACCAUUCUAUGGAAUAUCGUAUGACUUUUGGAAGCAGCCUGUCUGUACGCGAGACAAUUUUACAGAAUCUACAGGUUGUAAUGAUUUAUCGGACGAAAUCGCGGACAUAUGCACUUGGACAAAUGGCUGUGCAGGUAUUCAGUGCUGUACAGAAUUCUAUUUCAGCGAGAGCAGACGAAAUAUUAUGAUUGAUUUCUCGCUUACAUGUGACGGUAAAAUGCAGUAUGGAAUUGAAAAUAGAAAAAGGAACAGGACUCUAUUGGAAAAUGGACUUACUAUCAAUGAGGUGAUAGCUGAUACAAUCUAUCUUGAUAUGAGCGUAUCAAAAAUAAGCCCAUUAAACUAUCAGGUGAAUAUGAAUGUAUCGGUAUGUACAGGCACACAGAAUACAUACGAUUGUCAAUUAAACUUCCGCUUGUCUCAAGUAGCAAAAUGCCCAGAUAACACCAGACGACGUCGACGACGACGAAACAUUAAUGAUCUGAUGUUACCGAGUGUGGAUCUAAAAGAGGCAGUCACACUGUUGGUGAGUCAAGGGGCGUCUCCAGCUGAAAUACAAAAGUUCAUUGAAGAUGCAAUACAACAUCAGAAUGAUCUGAAGUCUCAGGUGUGGCAAAGCGAGCAACUGGGUGAUUCCGAUUCAAGCACAGGAUAUGCAGCAACAGUGAAAGCAUUGGGAGAAAAUAAUCCACAAACGCUUAAAUACAGAAGCUCCACAGUUUCAGUAAAAAUGGAAGUCGAAGGUGCUGACAAAAUUGUGGAGAUGUUUGGAAGUGUGAAUGACACAAUAAACAGAGCUGAUCAACUUUUUGUUGUCGGAAAGGGGCUUUCUAAGGUAGGGACUAACUUGUUAGGCGCGCAACUAGCAAAUAUGACAAUCGGAGACCUGGAAGCAAUGCUGGAUCAGAAUAAAGUUGACCCGACGUUAAUUAGAAAGCUUAUCGAUGAUUUUAUAGAUCUUGCUAAAGCAUUGUAUUCAGAAGUGGUGGACAAACUAUUUUCCGGAGAAUUAGGCAACCCAUUCAAAUCAUUUGAAAUCUCAUUGAAAGGAAAUUGCGGAAUACCUAAAAGGAGUGUAGAGUUCUUUAAAAUUGACCAAGUGUUUCCCUUAGGAGGAUUCAUAUAUCUUACCUUUGCUUUCGGCGCCAGUGGUUAUUAUGGACUGGAUUUAGGUUGGGAAGGUAAACUGAUAGCUCAGACUGCCGGAGCUACCGUUGUGCCUUACGGAGGCCUGACAUGUUGGGGUGAAUUGGGAGUUGGUUUCAUACUAUAUGGUAAACUUCGAUUAGAAGGACAGAUUAUGGAUUUGAAAUUUCCAACACGUGCUGAAAUUGGAUUUUCUAAAUUCCCAUUGGAUGUGACAUCAAAACUGGACUUAGAGCUUACCCCAGUGAAGCUUCGGCUGAUUGCACUUGUAACGUUUGAGGUUAGACUGCUGUUCAUCAAGAUUAAGAAGACAUUGUUCCGUAAAGAUUUGUGGCGUUAUAGUACACCUACGAUACGGGCAAAUAUGGUCGAUGUUUCCACAAAAGAAACCGAUGACUCACCACCUCAGUUUUCGUCAGUUAUAAAUAAUAAAAUUAAUAAACGUAAGAGACGGUCUCUGCCUACUUGUGAAAUCAGUCAAAUUAAGAACAGAGAUUACACUGAGCCUGCCUUUGAGAUAUCUGUAGCAGCUGCAGAUGACAAAAGUAAUGUAAAGUUUUUCCUGGAUGUUGGUACCUUCCCCGCAGGAAACAAUGUCGUCAACGAUCGUCAAUUUGGAGGAUCAUCGACAGUUUUAGCUACACAACAGUCCGUAGACGAAUAUCCAUCUGGAGAACCCCUGUUUUUCACCGUCUUUGCUGAAAAUAGUGCCGGUACGAGGGCGGGUGUGACUUGUAUGUUAACGACUUAUGACACUACAAAACCAACGGCAAGAAUAACACCCGGGUAUUUAACAACAAGUAACCCAGAUCAAAUAAAAGCAUCAGUGUUAGUUCACGAUGACUCAGAAAUCACCAGCGCCUUUAUAGGAAUAGGAUAUGGCAAAGGAAUUUACGGAGACCAAAUGAUUCCAUGGACCUUGCGGAAUUUAAUGGAAAGGAACCCUUUGUCAUUUACUGAUGACCCAUUAAGGCAGUUCUCAGACAUAGAGGACGGAAAAUUUGUCUCUCCACCCAUCAAAACACUUAGUGGAGUAACAUUAGCAUCCACGUGUGCACAGUCCUGCUUAGAUUUGGAACAUUGUACUAGUUUCAAUUAUGACUAUGGUCCAGAUGGUACCUGUGAAUUGCUUCGUUCAAUUCGACAUUAUGAUGAUACUUUGGCAGAGUCUGGUCUAUUUUGUCACUUUGAGCGGUUGUCCAGCGGCCAUGCUGUUGAGAUCAAUGAAGUAAACUUAAAUAUGCGACACAACUGGCUUCAUUUUGUCAAUAUAGACCUCACAAACGUGUUGGGUUACAGAUCAAUCGUAUCAAGUGCUGGCAUACUCACUGAUUAUACCUGUCCUGAACCAGGCCCUGUUGUAAAUUCAUCACGUGAUACGUUGAGCAGAGAUGAAUGUUUAUCUUUGAUCCCUCCUGAUCGGCCAGAUCUGAAUAGAUUCUGUAUUGGUAUACACCCCAAAAGCCUCAACCACAGAAUUAUUAUUGACGGUGAAGGAUCCAGGACGCUUUUUAACGGUGAUAAGCCGAUGCUUGAUCUCAAAUACACUAGAAGUAACAACUACAUUGCUGGAAAUUGGGAUGGAAUCACGGACAAUGAAACAGAUAUACGAGCAUACGCUUUUGCAAUUGGAAGACACAUAUGUGAAGAUAUGAUCCACCCUCAUCAUGACCCACAUAAGCAUUUGAUGCACGAGUCACAGUGGACCAACAUGGCUGUCAUUACCGCAUCGGCGAUUUAUAAUCCUUUCCCACUCCCAUCCGGAAAGUACUACCUGAUGAUCAGGGCAAUAAAUAAAGUAGAAUACGGAGGGCCGCUUGCAGUUACCAUAUGUCAUAGUACACCCUAUAUAAUUGAUAUUACAUACCCUGUUGUGUACGAAGUCUUUGAUAUUAAAUAUGACGAGGAGAAUUAUGUAUUGUCAGCAGAACAUAAUUCUACCGAUGUUGAAUCGGGCAUUGGCUCUGUUGAACUUGCAAUCGGAGACAACCCUAGAAACGAAGAACUGUUGCCGUGGACAAGAAGACCAACGUCACAAUAUAUCAUGUAUAGACACCAUAUUCCAGACGGUAUUCCUGCGUGGUUACGUAUACGUGUUACAAAUAACGUUGAAUUACACUCAGUGGGAAGGGCUGAUCAAGCUAUUAUUGUGGAUGCAAUCCGCCAUUAGCAGGGACUGUGUACGAUGGUCCUCUGUUCAAGGAGGACCUACAAUAUACAAAAUAUUCAAAACAGAUAUGUUUGAACUGGUAUGGCUUUUACGACCCCCAGUCAGGAAUUUCUUCUUACGAAGUAGGAAUUGGGACUUCAGCAGGUCUGACAGACAUUGCGGAGUUACAGUCUCUGAAACAUCAUGAACAUUCAUAUUGUGUGGCAUUAGAUGAAAAUUCUACAUUGAUUCAUGAUCGUGUUUAUUACCCGAUUGUCUGGGCAAGCAAUGGAGCUGUUAACCAAAAGAAUAUUUCAGAAACAUCAGAUGGAGGUGAACUGUCUUCAGUAUUUUGACCUUGCUUUUUCAUGAUAACAUACUGUAUUUUAUUAGUUCGCUGUAAAAUAUGAAGAAAAUAUAG
Mercenaria mercenaria is the source of this 4427-nucleotide messenger RNA. RefSeq lists its product as uncharacterized. The record is from RefSeq and is a predicted model, not a curated record. The transcript has 25 exons. Bases 56 to 4027 code for a protein of 1323 amino acids. Lineage: Eukaryota; Metazoa; Mollusca; Bivalvia; Venerida; Veneridae.